Molecule: messenger RNA, 4044 nt
Organism: Parnassius mnemosyne (clouded apollo)
Lineage: Eukaryota; Metazoa; Arthropoda; Insecta; Lepidoptera; Papilionidae
Source: the annotation of a GenBank genome assembly
AUGCGCGAGUUUUUAAGGAUCACUUUGGUGUGUUUGUGUGCUAUCCUCUUGGCGGUACAUGAUGGCAGGUGUGAGGAAGACGUGGUCUCAUCGGAUGCUACUAUAGAAUCUGAAGCAAUCACGCGAUCUGAUGAAGCUGAGCAAAGGAAGGACAGCAGGAGCACUUUCUUAACAGGCAGCGUAAGAAAAACGACAACGCAAAGUAAUGCUAACACAACAAGGGACUCACAACUGUUGUCACUGCUCGCCGCCAGACGGCGACAGCUACUAACUGGAAGGCUGACAACACAUAUCAAUACACUAGCUACGUUAGCACAUAAACCACACAAGGGAAAUACAACAUUUGCACAGCUUGAAAUUCGUGAUUCAAACAGUUCCAUUGUGAAGCGAAUAACGUUUGACAAUUCCAGUAAUGAAUUAUCCCCAACAUUAAGAUUAGUAGCUUCUGACGGCGCAAAGGAAAUACGACAAGAUGUUAAACCACACGAGAUUAGGCAUUUAUUCAUCCCGAGAAUAUACCAGGAUAAUAAAAAUAGGGCUGGAUUCAUAAACAAUAGGAAAAAGGACUUAUUUAAUAUCAAUAAAACAGUUAUUAAUACUAUUUCUACGACAGAAAGCGGAGUAGUUUAUGUUCCACCAGAUAAAUUAGAGGGUUCAGAAAAAGAAGUUGAUUUAGAUCCAGAUGAAGAAUUUCAGGUAGAUGAAUCCAAUCAUGGAUUGUACCUGCUUAAUUAUUCGGACGUAGAAAAUGUAACACAGAACCUACUUACUGUAACUGAAAUAAAGACGUCUAAUGAUAUUAAAGAAAAAUAUAAUACAACACCUUUCAGUGAGUCUACUACACCAGAAGUACUAAUUAGUAACGUUACACUUGAUGUAAACGUACACUUUAAAGACGAAAAGCCAGAAGCAAACACAAUUGCUAAUAGCACAGAUAUCCAUAGUAAUAUUAAUAUUAAAAACGAAAGUGAUAAAGGAAAUCAAACUUUAUUUAUGUCAGAUGAGAUUUAUAAUCAUUUUCGACCGCUUGAAACAGAACUGCCUGAUGAUGAAAUGGCUCCUUUUAUAUUUUUUGGACAGAAAUUAGGUGGCCCAAUUAUUAGCGAUAACCUAACGAAUUCUCCAUCAUUUUCAGCAUCAACUAAAUCAGUUAAUUUUAUAGUAGCACCUCCUGAAAAGCGAAAAUUUAAUUCAAGGUAUUCAGCAACUGAAAAAUAUAAAAGCACAAAUGCAGGAGAAGACGAAAUUAAUGAAGAUAUGGACGUUUCAGUUGUGAAAAAUAUAAUAGAAAAAAAUAAAAUUAGAAAUACUGUUAAAGGCCCUGCACCAGCUCGAUCUGUUGGCUUAGUUAAUGCGUAUCGAAAAUACUCCAGUACUACACAAACAACACCAAAAUCACCUAAUAUAGCAGAAUUAAACGUUACUGAACCAGUAGUACAAAACGUGACCCCUAGUUCUUUUGGCAAUACGACUACCUACAAUGACACGCUCAAGGAAAGUGUAAAAAAUAAUGCAAACAUUACAAAAGAAGCUUUGUCUAAUAGAACGACUACUGUUUCAACACCCAAAAACUUUACUAGAAGCUAUUUUAAUUUAAGGAGGCGUCCUUCGAAAGCAUCUGCAUCAAGCACUGAAAGUGUAGCAACGACAACAAUAAACGCUACUACAGAAAAGACUUCUACCUCUGUCUAUACAGCAGUUGUUACAUCUGUGUCCAUAACAUCGUCUAUGAAAGGACAAAAUAAAACUGACACCAUGAAGGGAUCGGAAAAUGACACAAUUGCUGACAUUGUAAAUGAUAAUAUUAAUGCUACCGUACCGAAAGCUGUCUUGAUUAAUGAUAAUGAAACCUCUACUAUUCCACCUACGACAGUUAGACCAUACAGACAUAGAAUUAGGAUACGAACUACAACGACUGAGAGUAGUGUCAAUUCAAAUUCCGUUCAAACUCUCCCGGCUGUAACACUAAAGCCUAAUCCAUUAAUUGGUGAAUUUAAAACAAAAAUCCCAGACACGCAAGAAACAACGUCGUCGACGUUGUCUGAGCAAUUAGCGAGCUUAUACCCUAAGAAAGAUUAUGAUAAUUCUUAUGUAAGCACAGCCAAACCGAAAAAUAUUUUAAGAAGGCGAAGACCGACAACUACCACUACAACUACUACAAAGUUGCCAACGGUAACAACAAAUGAAAACAUACUUAUUCCUACGAUUUCAAUACCAACAACAACUGUAUCACCAGUUUCAACAUCUACGCAAGGAGUAGUCAUAGCAACCGUAUCAUCAAUUGAUACUUCAAAAACAUCAUUGGUACCCGGAGCCGCGUCUGAUUUCAUUUCAAAAAACAUGUCCAAAAUAGAAAAUAAUACGACUGUGGUCAAUAUAACGAGAGGAAAAAAUACAGAUAACGUGGCUCAAAACGAAGAAGUCGUGAUAGAAGCUGAAAAAACUUACACAGCUUCGUAUGUUUUGGCUGGUCUUGGAUUUCUUCCUGUAGGAGCAGUCAUUGCGUUCUUCUUGCGAAACUUUUUAAAUAAAAAGACCAAGGAAAUUGACACAGAAUAUGAAGGGUACUUUGACGACGGUGAAAUCAAGAAAGAAUCACCGAUAACACCAGUAGCACGUCCGCCUAUUCCUCCCCCAAGUAAACCGGACCAAAAGUGGGAGUUCCCGAGAAAUAAACUUAGAUUGCAAACAUUGCUGGGCGAGGGUAACUUUGGACAGGUAUGGAAAGCUGAAGCUGAUGAUCUAAAUGGUCAUGAUGGGUUAACGCGAUUGGUGGCGGUGAAGACGAUUAAGGAGUCAGCAUCUCAAAAAGAGAAGCAAGAGUUGUUGCAUGAGAUCUACAUUAUGCAAAAGAUUGGAACACACCCCAACGUUGUGACGCUGCUCGCUUGUUGUACAGAACAAGAGCCCUAUCUUCUCAUAAUGGAGUAUGUAAUGUGCGGCAAAUUACUGACCUACCUUCGCGCCCGGCGGUCACGGCCCGAUCGCUUCGGCGGCGGCGGUGCACUCGCCUCUCGAGACCUCACAGUUUUUGCUUAUUGUGUCGCUCGGGGCAUGGACUAUAUAGCUUCUAAAGGGAUCGUGCACCGCGACCUCGCGGCGCGCAACGUGCUGGUGGACCACAACAAGCUGUGCAAGAUCGCGGACUUCGGCAUGUCGCGCUGCGCGGGCGGCGGCGCGCGGGCGGCGCGCGGCGCGCUGCCGGUGCGCUGGAUGGCGCCCGAGGCGCUGCUCUACAACGUCUGCAACCACCAGACCGACGUCUGGGCCUUCGGCAUCCUGCUCUGGGAGAUCGUCACAUUAGGGUCAACGCCAUAUGCAGCCAUGUCGGGACGAGAAGUGCUAGCUGCCGUUACUGAAGGAUACCGUCUAGAGAGGCCACCUCACUGCAAGCCGCAACUAUAUCGCGCCAUGCAUUCCUGCUGGCAUGCCGACCCCUCUCAAAGACCCACCUUUGCUUCCCUUAAAGCGCAAUUAGCCGAACUACUCGAUAAUGAACCAUCCGAAGGGAAUUAUGUGGAUCUUGAUUCUUUCUAUCAAGAAUCAUCUGUGUACAGCGACCCAUCGGCGAUUAUUAACGACGAAGAUGGCCUUUCAGCGGAAUAUGACAGGGAAAGGAGAUGCUUUAGAGAAUUGGCGAAUGGUCCUUCAAAGUUCGACAACCGAGCUUUUAAUCUUCGUGAUGAAGAACUCAGAAACAAAUUCGGUAUCGGUACGCCAAGAAUGGGUGGUUUCGGAAUCCGAGACGUCACUUUCAACGAUCGAAAUUUCUCCGAUGGGGAAUUCAAUGACAGGAAAUUCCCCGACAAAAAUUUCACUGACAGAAAUUUCACCGAUCAAAAUUUUAACGAUCCGAAUUUCACUGAACGCAAAGAUGGAAAACUCUCCACAUCCAGUUUUCACAGAGAGAGGGAACGUGAGAACCCACUCGUCAGCAGAAACAGCUUUAACGGUUUCCCUCGAGUUGGUACGAGAGAAAACCAUUUUCAAAUCAACCCGGACGGACGAAAUAAGCGAGUGUCCGAAUUUGAAUGCGACAUUUGA